UUGAAAUGAGUUUUCUUUGGAUGUAUAUAUGUUAAUAGAAAACCAAAUGUCUUUGUCUUAGGUGUUUGCUAUCAGAUGACUAUUUUUUCAUCAUAUUUUUGGCCUUUUUAUUGUUGAUCUUUGAUGUGUUUACCUUAUAUGGUGAUUAAUAAGCAUAGUUAUAUGAAAUCCUCUUGCUUUUUCAGUUCAAUAAUUGUUGUUUUCAUCGCGAAAAUUGACUCGCUUGAUACGAAAGGAGGGCGUAGCUGGUGUAUGAUUCAAGAAAUGUGGUAGGAUAUACAUGUUGCUGAUUGCUGGCUUAGCUGGAGUGUCGUUGAGCCGAGGGUCUAUUGGAAACGGCGUUCUACUUCUGACGUAGGGAUAUUGUUCAAUAUGUACACUUGCAGAAGUUCAAACCUACUUUACGUUUGUUGGCCUACCGUCUAUUAAGUCAAAAUUAUACUUGACACUCUUCCUGCUCCAUAAUUUGAUUAUUAUAAUUCCAAGACCCCACUUGUGCGAUUUCACUCGGUAUGUUGUUGUUGUUGUUCUUAUUCGGGACCCCACUCGUGCGAUUUCACUCGGUAUGUUGUUCUUAUUGAGUCUAAUUAUCAUGUUAGACCAAACAGAAUAACCAAAGUUGUUUCCAGGCUGUUCUCUUUGUCUUUUCUCUUUUCACUGAAAGACAGUUUGUGGAUAAUAUGAAAUCUUCUUAUUCCCUUGUCUUUUCUCUUUGUACAAGAAUAAUGGUUUAUGGAUGACCUCAGAUAUAUAUAUAUAUAUAUAUUUAAUUAUUCUCGAACUCGCAACCUCAGGGUUGGAGGUGGAGGGUGUUUACCAUCCGAGCAACCCCUCUUGUCGAUUAGGUGCUCUGAUGGUAAUUUAGUUGGAUUUACGCUGUGUAAUUGUUUGGGAUUGGUUUCCUGCAGAAUGGUACUUGAGAUGAAGAUUUCGUGAAUGAACUGCGUACUCUUUGACGGGCGUAAUGCAUCAGUAGUAACAAGUAAUUGGACCUGCAGCUGUCUCGCCAACCCAAGUUUUGCCGUUCCAGGAAACUGUUCAUCAUCCUGUGAUUGCAAUAUUGACAAAUUAAGCGAGAACAAAUGGAUAUGUAUAUGUGCAGCCGAUGGCCUUCCUAGAGUGGCUGCUGAUCAUAACCACAGCAGCUGUUUUACCGCCUGUGAUUGCCGUUAUGGAACUCAACUUGAAAUGCAGUCCGCGAAGAAGAAGAUAUCCAGCAAAGUUAUUUUGGUCAUUCUUUUACUAUGUGCGACGGUCAUAACUCUUGGAUUUGUUGCUUCGAUGUUGUGCUAUGCCUAUCGAAAGGAUAAAUAUUUUAUUCAACGUCCUCUAUUUUCAUCCGACAAAGACACUAGUUUCAGCAGUGCUGCAAACUUAAUACCAAGCCAAGGAACUUCAAAUGGAGAACACGGCGGAGACACAAGUUCCUCCAACUGCAUUGCAGGUUGUGUUCCGAAAGCAUCCAUUCUUUUCAGAAGAAAACAGGAAAUGUUUUACGGAACGAUUAUUCAGUUUUCAUAUGCUGACUUAGAGAGCGCAACCUGUAAGUUCUCCAAUUCCAAUUUGAUCGGGCUGGGAGGAAGUAGCCAUGUAUACCGCGGUCAUUUCAAAGAUGGAAAAACUCUUGCGAUUAAGCGAAUCAAAACUCAGGCAGGGCGCGAUGCUGACUGUGCUUUCUUGACGGAGAUAGAACUCAUAUCAAGACUUCAUCAUCGCCAUGUGGUUCCGUUGCUUGGCUACUGCUCCGAGCACCAUGGGAAACACGUAGAGAGGCUGCUUGUUUUCGAGUUCAUGGAAAAUGGCAAUCUGAGAGAUUGUCUGGAUGGGACUUCAGGGAGAUAUCUUGAUUGGAGCACACGAGUCGCAGUUGCUUAUGGAGCUGCACGCGGCUUGGAGUAUCUCCAUGAAGCCGCCGCACCAAGAAUUUUACACAGAGAUGUUAAAUCCACUAACGUCCUAUUGGACGAUAACUAUAGAGCAAAGAUUACUGAUCUCGGGAUGGCAAAGCACCUCCAAAAUGACGGUAUUCCUAGCUGUCCGAGUUCUCCUGCUCGAAUGCAGGGAACAUUUGGCUAUUUCGCACCUGAAUAUGCGAUUGUGGGACGAGCUUCUCUGAAGUCUGAUGUUUUCAGUUUUGGAGUUGUGCUCCUUGAACUGAUUACUGGACGACAACCAAUACAUAAGUCGGCCAACAAAGUAGAAGAGAGCCUCGUGAUAUGGGCUACCCCUCGUCUGCUAGACAGUAGACGCGUGGUCUCAGAAUUGCCCGAUCCAAUGCUGAAAGGAGAGUUUGACGAAGAAGAAUUGCAGGUUAUGGCUUACUUGGCUAAGGAGUGUCUUCUACUGGAUCCAGAUUCUCGGCCAACGAUGAGUGAGGUUGUUCAGAUUCUGUCAACUAUCGCACCUGAAACAGCGAAAAGGAAACAUUUUUCGCGAGAUGACUUCAAGGGCUCGUUCAGUUACGACAACAAGAGUAAUGCAGAAAGUUCCGGCUUUGUUGAAGACGAGGAGAUCAAGCAAAUCACAUCUGAGAAUCACUGCUCAACGCACUGCUUAUUACCGAACUGUGAGUUCAGUCAUUGUAGCGAAACUAGUCAUCCAAAACAUGAUGUUAUCGCAGAUGCAUAUAUCGAGAAGCUUCUCCUCCAGAGUUCAAAUUCCAAAAGUUGGAGCGCGAAUGAUGAUGAAUCAGUGGACUUAACUGAACCGCGUUUUGAGAAAUUUCAUAUGCCAACUGUUAGAUCAUCGACAGGUAAAAACAUAAUCGGUACACUGUAGGAACAUCGCAGAUUUCAUUUCUUACGCGCAAAUGGCAGUUGAUUUCAUUUUUUUCAAUCGAUGUAAACAAGUUUACGAGGAAUUUUCUAGUCGUUUUACUGUUGUAAAUGAUGAUCCUAGUUAGAUAUACAAUUUUCUGGAAAGAAAAAGAUACAAAUUUUACAUGACUA
Capsicum annuum is the source of this 2948-nucleotide messenger RNA. Its product is annotated as receptor-like serine/threonine-protein kinase NCRK. Bases 937 to 2778 code for a protein of 613 amino acids. Gene Ontology annotation, biological process: protein phosphorylation. Gene Ontology annotation, molecular function: ATP binding; protein kinase activity. NCBI's taxonomy places the organism in Eukaryota, Viridiplantae, Streptophyta, Magnoliopsida, Solanales, Solanaceae. The transcript has 10 exons. The record is from RefSeq and is a predicted model, not a curated record.